AUGAGUGUGCAUCCAGCGUGUAAUGAUCAGCGGAACAAUUGCAAUGCAAAGAAACAGAUCUCAUCAAGACAGGCCUCCCCUUUGUGCAUUUUUAUUUGCACACUGUUGCUGGCCAUUAUUGGCAGCAAUCAUCAUCAUCAGGUGGUGGCUGAGGCAUCUCCCGCCACUGCUGGUGGUGGUGGCAUUAAAGGAUUACGCAUGCGUUCACCGAAAAUUGCUCACAUUCACGUGCUGCAGGCAGUAGCCGAAAGUUUACCAAAGAAUACAGAAAAUCAACAAAAUAGUGAAGGAAAGAACCCAGUGGGUAAAUAUGAAAUCCGCAGUGUUUCCGGCGAACCAAAUUACAAAUCUGUCAACCUGACAUGGGAGGUGGAAUUUGUACCCUCACCCAAUGACAUUGUAACGAAUAGCAGUGAUGAAAUCGAACCUCCAGUAGCAUUUCAAUUAUUUUUCUGUGAACUGCAAUCGUUUGGACCGCAUCGAUGCCGAUCCAAGGUGGUAAAUGCCACAAAAUCCGUAUAUGAUAACAAUGAAGACAAUAAUUUGGAGGUGGUUGAUAAAAUACGCCAAGUCCGCCAAUAUGUGGCCCAGGUGGAUAAUUUACGUAUGGCCACCAAAUAUAGUUUUCACAUUCGUUCCAUACCGAAAAAUAAACAGCUGAAGAAGGUUACUGGCCGUUCUGAGAUAUUCGAUAAUGAAAUAGAGGGUAGUGAUUUUCUGAGUUCAUCGAAUUUGGGUGGACCCACCAUUGUUAUACCUACGAAAGGAUUCUCGGCCCAGGCCACACGAUGCCUGCCCAAUGCCUCAGAAAUCGAAGUGGAGACGGGUCCAAAUUUUGGUGGCAAAAUUGUGGUGGAUGGUGGCAACUGUGGUGUGAAGGGGAAUCCCAAUGACUCCAAGGAUAAAUAUGUUAUGCGCAUCGAUCACAAGGCUUGCGGUAGUAUGGUCAAGCCCGAAACCAAUACCGUGGAAACUUUUAUAACGGUACAAGAAAAUUUGGGUAUAUUCACACACAGUACGAGGAGAUUUGUGGUGGUAUGCAGCUAUCAAUCGGGUAUGCAAACAGUACGCGCUAGCUUCUCUGUCCCCGGCCGGGGUGGAGCGGUGGCUGCUACCCAUGAUUCUCUCGAGGAGGAAGAACGUAUGGGUCGUGGCCUUAAACCUUUUCGAUUUGUCGACAAAUCGGAAUUAAUUCUUAAAGAAAAUAAUGAAGAAGAAUCUGCUACACCAUUGUCAGAGGAAAUUGAGGCCGUGGUAGAAGAAAUGGACAAUCCCACUGUGGCCAGUAGUUUGAAUCAAACUGAAAUUACUCAGGCAGCGGCAUCAGCAGGAGAAGCUGCGGACACCACUUCAAAUGAAGAGGUCAUGGCUGCAAAUGACGAUGAAGAUGCCACAAAUGCUGUGGCGAUAUUGGAAAAUAUUAUACCCGGUGUUAAUGAAGAUCACAUAAAAGCCAAUGCGCUACAACAACAACAGCAGCCGGGAGAAGAAAAUGUAGAGGUAUCAAGUGUGGAUGAAGUCGCAGAUAAUGUUGUGAGUAGUGGUGACCAAGAGACCAAGCCAGCUGAAGACAGUGCAGAUGAUGGCAAUGAAAGCAAUGUGAAAAAUGAACGCUUUUCCGCAAAAUUUGCUAAAUUAAUAUUGGAGCGCAAUGACCGUGACCAGGAGGUGGCAGCCCAGGCUAGGAGUUAUGAUGGCGAGUCGGCGAAGCUCAGUGAUACACCCACUGGAAGAGCUUUCGGUUCGAUGUUAGAAUUGAUCUCCAGCAAUAUGGGUAGCGUGCUGCUAACUGUUAUGGUAUCUGUGAUAUUAAUUGGUGUCUGUGUGUACAUUCUCUAUCGUGAGACAAGUAAGCCGGUCGCGGCAGUAGCAGCAUCACAUAUGUCACCCACAACAACACCGCCAGCAACGGCAAUCUUGUCGCGGCAUCAGCAUUUAAAGGAACACCAACAUCAGCACCACCACCAUCAUCAGCAUCAACAUCGUCACCAACAGAAACACACACUGCCGCGCACAUUGGCAAGUAAUCACGAUGAUUUAAUGGCCUAA
Messenger RNA from Musca vetustissima, 2049 nucleotides. RefSeq lists its product as uncharacterized. Bases 1 to 2049 code for a protein of 682 amino acids. NCBI's taxonomy places the organism in Eukaryota, Metazoa, Arthropoda, Insecta, Diptera, Muscidae. The record is from RefSeq and is a predicted model, not a curated record. The transcript is spliced from 6 exons.